This is a messenger RNA of Tachysurus fulvidraco (yellow catfish), 1500 nucleotides long. RefSeq lists its product as uncharacterized. Lineage: Eukaryota; Metazoa; Chordata; Actinopteri; Siluriformes; Bagridae. The coding region runs from base 711 to 1037 and encodes 108 amino acids. The record is from RefSeq and is a predicted model, not a curated record. The transcript is spliced from 3 exons.
GUUGAGUAGUUGAACCUACCCACAAGAAUGCAAGAGUGUGAGGCAAAGGAGCAUGUAAGACACAGGAGUUUUCCUUCCACUCUAGGCCUUUUCUUAGCAAAAGGAAGGCAGAGGAGGUAACUUGCGCAGUUGUCAGGUGAACAUGUGGAUAAAGGAUAACCUUUCAUGGUGUCGGCAUUAACAGGAUCUGAGGAGGGUCGUAUAACGAGAAGGAAAACAUCUGGACCUUGUGUGUACAAAGACGAGGUGUCCAGAGUGGUUUGCUCCUUGAAUAGAGCUUUCAAACCCAUUCCUAAAGGUCUGCGUUCUCUCACGUCCACUUCAUGGAAAGUCAAAGCAGAAGGGACUAAUCUGCAGGUGGAAGUUUGAUUCUGCAUGUUUCUGAGCUGGACACAACGCAUCCACUGUUUCUACUGUCCUUCCCAUCAGAACUUCUGUGAUUUCAAAGACAAACUUCACAUAAAAAUGUUCUGGCAUUCAUAACAGCCAGAGAUGAAUAUGCAUUUGGUUGACUGCUGGCCAUCUCUCAUUCAUUAAUGCUAAAAGGAACAUACAUGAAAGGAAUAAGUUUGCAGUGCUAAACAAAGCUGAGAUCUUACGGAAAUUCAGAGAAGUGGUAUAACCUUCUGGCCAUUUACUAGAAAUUGUAUUUAUGGUUAGGAUGUAUCUACAUAGGAUGUCCUGAGAGACAAGGAUCUUGUCGAACCAAGAUGGAGACGAUUACUAAAUUCUUCAAUGAUUUGGGGACACUUUUGCUCACCAAACACAACGAGGGCAUUUACAACACAGUGUGUGUUAUUGUGCUCCUUAUGCUGCCUCUGCUUGUUUUCGUUACCUCCCUUGUUGUUUGCUGUCACUGCUGCUCGUCCCAUUGCAGUGUGUGCCACUGUUGCUGUUGUAGAGAUUCUAACACACUGACACAGGGUGAUAAGAAAAAGAAAAAAAAGAAGAAAGGUGACCAGAAUGAGGAGGACUUGUGGAUUUCAGUCAAAACGGAUGCCAUGACUACUGAUAGACUGGUCCUUACCAUUGUGUAGUCUGGAAAUGAUCUGUUUCAAAGUCUUGAUAUUUAUAUAUGCCUAGCUCAAAUAUAUAUCACUCACUAGUAAGUCAAGCCAACUGUAUGUAUUAUAAUAAUGAAGAUGUAAGUUAUUUACUCAUUUAAAAGAUGUGAAUGGUGAAAAACAUACUUUCCCAAGCCCUAAACUUUGACUCAAAUUAAAUCGUUUGUGCAAUAGAUGUAGACUUCCCUUUCCUAUAUCUAAAUACAACACUGCUGACAGAACAAAAGAAAAAAAGAGCUUCCUGAACAUUCAAGUUAGGCAAUUGUGUUAAGCAAGAAAUAAAUGCCCUGUGAAAAUGAUAUAUUAAAUAUAUUUUGCUCAAUUCAUUUUCACUGUUCAAAAAAAGAAAGGUGUUGAGAUUUGUAAGAUUAUGAAUGUUUUUUUUUUUGCUUGUUUGUUUGUUUUUUUCUUCUAUAUUAUUGAUAAAUGCAAAUAA